Molecule: messenger RNA, 791 nt
Organism: Camellia sinensis
Lineage: Eukaryota; Viridiplantae; Streptophyta; Magnoliopsida; Ericales; Theaceae
Source: RefSeq, a predicted model, not a curated record
CUUUCCAUUUGAUAAAUAUGAUUAGUAGAUAAAACUCAUAUCACUGAUAGCAAAUAAGCAUAAAUAGUGAUUGUAGUUGUUGAUGUGAGUUGUUGGUAAUCUAGGGAAUGCUCUAAAAAUCUGCAAUUUUAUUUCAACAUUUAUUCCUAUCUGAUCUGCAGGGUUUACAGAUGAAGAAUGAAGAAAAGAAGAUAAAAAGGAAGGAAAAUAGCAAAAGGGAAUGGCCGGAACAAGAACAUUAAUAUUAAUGCCUAAAGAAGCUUUAUCUGAGCAUGAGCAGGCCAUGGAAGGACUGCCCGGUUCUGAAAUCGAUGGUCAGUCCCAGGCAGUGAAGGUAUCAACCAUUGGUCAACUCUUGCUGAAGGGGCUAGCAAAAUCAACUGUGAUGGGACUUUCAGCCUUUCUAAGAACGCUGUUGCAUUUGGAAAAGAAGGGAGAAUUAUCCUUCUGCCAAACUGGAUGUCCUGAAGGAGCUGAUGCAGGUUUGUGCUUUAGAUUUUCCAUCUUUGGAUUUGUUCUUCGAUCAUUCAUGGAGUCAGUGUAACCUGCACAAUGGAAAGUCUAACCAAAAUAAGAGCCUACAUGUAUGAAAUUACAAGUGGUAAAUCAAUAACAAACAAUAUAUAGUAUUCUUUUCACAUGAUUUGAGUCUCCAAUAAUUCCUUUUUAGUUUCCGUUGUCAUUUUUUCAGCAAUUCCAAUUUCUUCUGUUUACAAUUCAGCCCAAUCUGCACCAAAUCCUGCUAUUUUCUAUCUUGUAUUGGUAAAUUUAGAAACAUUUUUGCGAUUUGU